UUGGAACAGAACUUGGAACUAUCAGAGUUCAAUAAACAAGUUCUUGGUGUAUUGCCGAAGCUUACAUGCAGCUUAUACUUUGAUGUGACAUUUUCUAGCUCUUGUGGCUUAGAGAAGACCUUUGAAACUGCACUGUUUGGUUUUCUUGGUGUCCCUCUACGCCAUGGCUGGUUGGUAGAUCCCCAGGAUGCUGAGUUGGACUCCUCGAUAUGUGGAAGCUCCUACUCCAAACUUUCGUAUAAUCUUGCUAUCUAUGAAUCAAUUCGACCCCAAGACAAAUUCAGGGCCUCAAAAGCAUGGUCGAUAUGAAGAUGAUAUGUUCUAUACAGCGCUUGCAUUCUCUAAAACUGGAUCAGAAAAAGAACUUGAUUCUACUUCUUGUAAAUCUCGACAACACAAGUGUUCAAUUUUUCUGCACAAAACUAUAUUUGCAAGUUCCCGAUACUUCGUUUCUUUGUUCACUAUUUUUAGGUGCAACAAUCUCAACAUUUUUGCAGGGCCCUCAGCUAACCCGAUAUGGAUUCUCUUCCUUACAUAAUGACCUCAGAGCGUUACAACCUACUGUCCUGAUCUGGAAUGAAAACUUAAUUACAAUAUCUAAGUUUGAAGACAAAAUAUAUGUGUUGCUGAACGAUUUGUCCUUGUUGAGAACUGAAACCGAUGCUGUGUGGGAAAGGUUAACGCAGGUAUGUUAGUUGAUCUUUUAAUGUUGAAUGUAACUAUAAUAUGCUAGCUGUUUUUCUUUUGCAUGGUUAAUUAGGCAAAUAGUAAACAGGGGGAAACUAAUACACUGGUUCUACAUAUCCGACGUUGUCGGGUAUGUUUGUCGGACAACAGUUUCUUGCGCAUGGUCUCGUUGGACAUGCCCGACACUGACCUAGCCGACGCCAUCGGGCUUUCUGGCGGGUAACAGUUUGCUGCACAAAGUCCUGUUGGGCAUGACCGGACGUCGGUCAAGCUUGUCGGCACCAGUUUGCGGCACACCUCCUUUUGUCGGACAUGCUAGUUGAUUUUUUAUGUUGCAUGUGACUAUAAUAUGCUAAUAGGAGUGGCACCAAUUGAGGAGAAGCUUAUGCAACAUCGUUUGAGAUGGUUUGGACAUAUCCAACGAAGAUCUGAAGAGGCACCAGUGCAUAUCGGAAUAAUUAGGCGUCCCGAGAAUGUGAAGAGAGGUAGAGGUCGACCAACCUUGACGUGGACAGAGGCUGUGAAGAGGGACCUGAAGGAGUGGAAUAUUGAUAAAGAGCUCGCCGUGGAUAGGAAGGGGUGGAAGUGUGCAAUUCAUGUGCCAGAACCUUGAUUUAUAGUUUCGCUUUUCCUCUUUAAUCGUUUGACCUUUUCUUGUGCCCAUUUAGAUCUUGCUGGUUCUUGUGGGUUUUAUCUCUUUUAUGUGUUUCCCCGUUUCGUCGUUUUUCGGUUCUCCUUUGCCUUUGUUUCCCCUUUUUUCUCUUUGGGGGUUGAGCUCUGAGGUUUUCAUACGGGGUUUCAUCUCUAGCCCACCCCAACGUGCUUGGGACAAAAAGGCUUUGUUGUUGUUGUUGUUGUUGUUUAUUAGGCAAAUGGUGAUGGAGUUUUUGUUGAUUGUAACUUUGUGCCUACAGAUUCUAAGAUUCAAUCAGUACUGCCACUGACGAAAACUGAAAGAAAGAAAAGGAUAAAAGAGAAGAUGGAUCUGAAGAAGAAAGAGAAGGAUAGUAACAAGGACAAAGAUGAUGAGGAUACCAAGGAUAAAGAUGAUGGGAAAGAAGAGGAUAGUAACGAGGACAGAGAUGAUGAGGAGACCGAGGAGAAAGAUGAUGGGAAUGUUGCCCCUCAAACCUAUUUCUUGCAGGGCAGGCAUAUCAACUUGAAUGUUAGGCCUAUCAAUUUUCUUGGACUAUCUACCCAUGUUAUCCACCAGAUAAAUGAUGGCCCAUGCGCCCUUAUUGCAGUCUGGGGACAUCUCUUUUGAACCACAUGAAACUGUGGUGUCAAUGGAGUAUCUACUUGGCCUUGUCCUCGCUCUUCUUGGAGGAAGUGUGAAAAUGCAGGACUAUUCUGAUGAAAGAAAAAGUCAGAUAUUGAAUGUGGUGAAGAGUCUGGCCGGAGGGUUUGAUAUGGAUGUUAUCUUCACCAGAACGGAUGGUUUUACAAUGACUCCAGAGUGGUUGCUUCUGGAUUGCUUAGAUCUCAACCUUCGACAUGGUUGGAUUGCUGCUAGGGAUUUGUUGACCGGACCCGAAGUAUCAUUUGAAAGUCUUACGUUGGCUUCUAAUGAACCUGGAUUUCCACAUGCGGAGGAGAUCAAGAAUUUUCUAAGGGGACCUCAACUUACUCCCAUUGGCUUGGUUUCGCUGCAAGAGGACUUUGUUGAGAAUGUUCCGUGCAUUCUGUUCUGGAACAAGCAUUACCAUACUAUAGUUAUGGUGAAAACUCAACUUUUGUUGUAUUUUAUUACUUUAGAAGAUAUGUUAGUUGCCUUCUAUUUUUCCUUUUUGACCCGUUUUGAUCUUAUGCAGAUCAAUGGAGUAUUAAAUUCUCUAGUCACUGAUUCUAAUUAUUUAGAAACUCGUGUAGUUUGGCAGACGCUUGACGGGGUAUGCUAUUCUGUAUUUUUCAUAAUUUCUUUGUGUGAUUGUGAACUUAUGGUCAUUCUUAGCUUUGGCUUGUCAGGUCAAUGGUGAUGGAGUAUAUUUGGACAGCAACUUCACACCAAUUUAUAUGGGGCUAGAUGCAGCUGCUUCUAUAUAUUUAAUGUGGCCCAAAAUAAAUUAAUUUUCUGUAUCUACAAUGCUUUGUUAUUAUGGUAUGAUUUUUUUCUUUUUCAUUUCUAUUUCUAUAUGUGAUAUAUUUAUGUUGUAGAUGUAGUCAAAUACAAUUUACUCUCCACAUAUACAUUUUUUUAAAGCGCAGGAGAGCUGCGUUUCAUUGAAAUUAGAGAGAAAUAGGUGGGUCCCCUACAUGAUCAUCACUCAUAUGGGGACCAGAACAUGAGUAAGGUAGCUACACACAAGUUGGAGCAGAUACAUGACUGAAACAAAAACACACACAACCUAGAGGCUUAGCUUGCUGAUGAAGAAAGCACAAGAUUAAGCUCUUGUAACCUCUUAGCACUUGCCAAACCCCAAAGACUAAGAUCAUCCUUGAUGGCACCUAGAAUUGUGUUAAUAGAAGGAGAAACUCCUUUCAAAACAUAGUCAUUUCGAUGCUUCCAGAUAGACCAAACAACAAGAAUGCUGAGGGAAUUUAUUCCUUUUUUCUGCCGCUUCCUUACUCUUUUCAUUAUUCUGCACCACCAGUCAGCAAAGCUACGUUCAUUUUGCUGAGGCACUGAAUCUGUGAGCUGCAGCAAGUUUAGCAAGAUAAACCAUACUUGUCUUACCGUCAGACAAGAUAUUAGAAGAUGUUGUGCUGUUUCCUCUUCUUGAUCACAUAGUGGACAUUUGUCCGGAUGAUCGGGCCCUCUCUUAGCGAGUCUGUCACCUGUCCAGCAUCUGUUUUUUCAUAGCCAACCAUAGAAACAUUUUGCAUUUAGAAGGUGCCCAAAUCUUACAGAGUUGGUGUCAAGGCUCCUCUCCCCAUAUACAUGAAAUUUAAUCUUCCAUGGAAGUCAUAUUGUUUUUGUUCUUGUUUGAAAAUUCAUUUUACAUUGAAAAAUAUUAGUGUUAUUACAAUUAAUGGUAGCAAUAAACACAACAACAACCAAGUGUGUCAGUCCCAAGAAAGUUGGAGUAGGCUAGAGUUGAAACACAACAAACACCCGCAGUCAAGGUUCUGGCACAUCGAUAGCCGUUUUCCAAGCACUCUUAUUCAGACACAGAUCUCUAGGUAUAUCUCAUUCUUUCACAUCUCUUUUUAUUGCUUCCCCUCAUGUCAACUUCGGUGUUCCUCUGCCUCAACUCACAUUAUUAUCUUGACUUAGAACUCCACAAUGGUAGCAAUAACCAUAUUGAGGAUUAAAUUGUGUGCUUCUCACUUCAGGGUUCUUACUUGUUCCUGAAACAAGUACCUCGUGAGCAUCUACCUCAUUCAUGAAGCCAAAUUCUAAAGGGAUUACACCACAUGAUGACGGAUUAUAUUCAGACUGCAGGCUGACACAAUUGUGUUCAGGACCCGAUGCAGCUCUUUUGGUAUGCUUAGCAUAAACCAUAAAAUGGACCUUGCUUUGUUACAAUUUUUUUUACUGGUUUGCGAAAUCAAAUAUAUCUGUAAUUGCAAUGACUUUGUGUCUCAUUUUGUACUAUGUUACCCUUCACAUUUGAUUUAUAAUAGGUCUUCCUUUUUUAUAUUUCUAUAUCUACCGGUAAUAUCUGAAUGCUUUAUACAUACUAUUAAUACAUGAAAUCUUAUCUUUCUUGUAAGUAAUGUUGCGUUUUGUUUAAAAAGUGACAUCUUACAUUGAAGAAAAUUAGUGUACAAUCAGUUGUGGCAAUAAGCAAUGCAUGUUGUCCUCAUUGUUGUAUUAUGCGAACUGCGAAGACUGAAAUUGUGUUUAUUUUUCAGAGAGAUGGUUAUGGUUCUCACUUUAUUCCUACAGAAGAGGAUACAUCGCAUGAGAAGUCUGUGCCUGGUCCUCAAUUUAUUCAUGAAACAUGAGAAACAUCAUUUGAGGAUUUUUUUCAGGUACCUGGCAAUGAGUUCUCUGAAGCUAAAACUAUAUUUGUUGAUGGUACUUCCUUAGAGAUUGCUGAUACCACAAAGAUAGGAAGAGUUUUUUGACUGGAUCUAUUGCAAGAAAUGAUUUUUUCUCAUAACACGGGAUUAAGUUGGAAUGGACAGUUUGACAUUAGUACAAUAGUUGUCAUUGAUGGGGUCCGUGCUGAAAUCCGCGCACCCUAUUGUGACAAGUUCUCUGAAAAGGCAAAAUUCAAUGACUACUCCAGUUACAUUCACAAUAUUAUUGAGCUAUAUAGAAUAAAAUGGGUUGGUCUGCCGGCAUUUUUUACCCACUUGGCCUAUAAGUUGUCAGAACCUCCCUGCAGACCUUUAUUGUGUAGCCCACAACAACUUGAGGGCUACCGACGUCGACUUCAUGGAUUCUGGGAUUGUGUAUUGAGUACCCUGACGCUGAGGUCCUCAUUGGCUAGAGCUGGAUUAUAUUCUGAAAUUCAUAGGAUACGCCGCUUGGCACCAUCGGAUGUGAGAUGCUUUGAAAUCAGUACUGUCAAGUACUCGUCUUAAAUGUGAUUGGAGAGAGUCAAUUUCACAACAUGGACAUCCAGUCCUCAAAAAGGUUUUAAGGCACAUCCCUGUUGAAGAUAAAAUCAACAAAAAGGUUCAGGAGAAUGAAGGCGCAUGCGCACGAGAGUAUGGGUUGUAAAAACCUGAUGCUGGUAGCUUGUCUAUUUUUGCAAGACAAAUAAGCGAACAUGGAAAGCAAAA
Molecule: messenger RNA, 5361 nt
Organism: Zea mays
Lineage: Eukaryota; Viridiplantae; Streptophyta; Magnoliopsida; Poales; Poaceae
Exons: 12
Coding region: 1905-2663 (252 amino acids)
Biological process (GO): protein K48-linked deubiquitination
Cellular component (GO): cell periphery; cytosol
Molecular function (GO): cysteine-type carboxypeptidase activity; cysteine-type deubiquitinase activity; K48-linked deubiquitinase activity
Source: RefSeq, a predicted model, not a curated record